This is a messenger RNA of Nannochloropsis gaditana CCMP526, 1609 nucleotides long. Its product is annotated as alpha beta hydrolase fold protein. The coding region runs from base 11 to 1387 and encodes 458 amino acids. Gene Ontology annotation, molecular function: short-chain carboxylesterase activity; monoacylglycerol lipase activity. The record is from RefSeq and is a predicted model, not a curated record. The transcript has 2 exons.
AGGGUAUUUGAUGCUUUUGAGAGGAAAGCAGGCAUACCUGAAGCCGCUUUUCGUCGGCUGCUUCUUACUACCUCGCCUCGCUUCCACGCCGCUGGCAUUUUUGAGGUCCAUGUCACCAGCCAGCAAGCAUCUCAGAAAUGAGUCCCGCAUUCUGUCUCCGCCCACAACGCAUAGAUAUGAUGGUACGGAUAAGUAUUCAAGAGCAUGCAAUCAAGCGUGCCACGAAGAGGGACCUCGCCUGUCAGAAGCAUCUACAAGACAAGUGGUCCUUUCCACCUUUCCUGCACGACCCUUCGAGCCUUUGCCUUGGGUCACAAAUGAGCACUGGCAAACAAUAUGGGGCGCCAGAGUUAUUCAAGAUACGAUGCUUAAGAAAUUUGCUUCUGAGUCCCUGCCGAAGGGAUGGCAGGACGUGUACGACAGGCGGGAGCGGUGGGAUACGCCCGACGGAGAUUUCUUUCAUGUGGACUUUCUUUUUAGUCACGUGCCUCCUUCGGGCCCUCCCUCACAACCUCGACCUAUGGCUAUUGUACUACACGGACUAGAAUCUACUUCCUGGGCAAUCCUACCCAGAUCAAUGGCAAAAGCCUUUGCGCGACGGGGCUUUGAUGUCCUAGCUCUCAAUUUCCGUGGUUGCUGCGGCACGGAGAAUCUUAAAGCUUACUCAUAUCACUUGGGUUUUACAGAUGACCUGAAAUUUGCCAUUCAGCGCUUGUUUGCUGAGGAGCCGCGACGCCGCAUAUACCUCACCGGCUUCUCUCUGGGAGGGAAUGUGAUCCUUAAGUGCCUGGGAGAGCUCGGGGAAGAAGCAGCAAGCAUGGGUGUACAGGGGGCUGCCGUCGCAUGUGUGCCCUUUGAUGCCGUGCGAUCUUCCAGCAAAAUCGACACCGGCUUCAAUCGUUGGGUGUACGCGGCCAACUUUCUGUCAACAUUGAAGGUGAAAGCAGCAAAAAAAUAUGAGACACAUCAACGGCACCGGGAAGGGAAAGGAGUGGACAAGGAGCUGUAUGACCUGGAUCGGGUUUUGGCCUGCUCCACCAUAGGCGAUUUUGACGACGAGGUUGUUGCGAAGUUGCACAAUUUUGAGGAUAAAAUAGAUUAUUAUCGACAGAGCUGUUCAAAGCAGUACCUUCCAUUAGUACGGAUUCCCGCAUUGGUCAUUAACGCCCGGGAUGAUCCAUUCAUCAAUGAAGCGGGAUUACCUACCCCGGAAGACGUCGGAGAUGGGACGGUUCGCUUGAUUUACCACAGCUAUGGAGGACAUUGCGGUUUUCUCACAGGACAGGAAAAAACGAGCCAUGAGGACGAGCGGUGGCUACCCACGGAGCUCGCACGAUUUUUAGAACAUGUAGAUCGACCAUUCCGCGAAGCGAAAUGUGAAAGUUGACAAUGCAUGUUGAGCGUUGUUUUUUUAAAAGCCAUGGACAUUCGGUUAUGAUCCUAAGAAAGCAAAAUUGAUGGGAACUUGCGUCACAGAUUUUGAUGGCAGGUAGCUUUACUUCGCGCUUCCUUCGAGUCGGUCGUCGUCUCUAUCGCACGGGCCAUUUUCACCCAUGGGUGAAACCUUAGAAAGCAGUGCGCAACAGUAAUGUGGGGCAAACAAUAGCGG